Messenger RNA from Vollenhovia emeryi, 2301 nucleotides. RefSeq lists its product as uncharacterized. Bases 304 to 1209 code for a protein of 301 amino acids. The transcript has 2 exons. Lineage: Eukaryota; Metazoa; Arthropoda; Insecta; Hymenoptera; Formicidae. The record is from RefSeq and is a predicted model, not a curated record.
UAUUCAUCAAAGCCACACUAUCUCACAUACAACUUGUCUCUCAUUGGUCUGCCCAGAACAAUGUCGGAUGCGCAGAAAGGAUCGACGCAAAACGAAACAAAUGACGGAGGGGGCAUACUAUGGUGGAACCCUUGCUUCACUUUUCGGCUCGAAGUCGACUCGAAGUUGGCUCGAAGUUGGCUCGAAGUUGGCUCGAAGUUGGCUCGAAGUCGAAGGUAGCAGUCCAGCAGUAUAUGGAAGUUUGUGGCUUUUACGUAUAACUUUUAUACUAAUAUACAUUGUUGUACAUCUGAUCUGAUAAAAAUGCCAAGAAAAAAUAAACUGACUAUUGACGCUGCGGUGGCUAUUCUUAUCGAGUUCUUCGAUUUAAUGACUGAUGAAAUACCUAAUUACUCGAACCCCGUUUGGGAUGAAAUGAGUAACAGAUGCAACAAUGCAUGGAGUGGCCAUAACUGGUGGGUUAAUGUUCAAUAUGACAGACGAAAAAUAUAUUCCCUCGCAAGAGAAGAAAUGGGUCUUAAGCCACUGGUGCCAGAUCUAUCAACGAAUAUCUUGAUUCCCACUGAAGAUAUUAAAACAGAAUCGGUUAAUUCUAAUAAUUCGUCAUCUCGUUCUACUCGUAAAACAAUUUGUAAAAAGGGUUAUUCUCGGUUUAAUUUAAUAUUAAGCGCAAAUGAGUGGGAACAAAUUAAACCACUUCAAACUGCGAACCAGUACUCGUUAAGACCAUGGGUAUGGACUAACGUCGUUGCUGAUGCAUUUUAUCGACAAUUUCGUCUGCCCUGCGCAUAUACUUUUGUUAGAAGCCUAAUUUUUCAACCUGAAAGCAGAUAUUACAUCAAGAUUAUUGGAAAUUGUAAAAGUAAACUAUGCGGUAAUUUCUUCAAAGGGGUUGUUUAUGUAAAACCACCGGACAGUAAUAGUCCGCUUCGUAUACAUGUCAAAACCUGCGAUACCAGGGGUAGACCCCAUGAAGUUUUGCGGCGUCCUUUAAAUGGACAAAAACGAAAAGAGGCAGGUAAAGCAGCAAUCACAGAAGGAUGUUCAAGUUUACAGCAAAGAAUGGCAAAUGAAACUUUAAAUCUUGAAGAGACUGACGCACCAAUAAUACCUUCAUUGGCAGUACUGCGACUUGCUAAAAAAGAAGCGGUCAGAAAGUUCGCUGAAAAUUGUCUUCAAAAGUUUGAAGAUGAUUCAAUACUUUCAUAAUUCGUUGCAAUAAUUUUCAGAUUUUUUUUACACAAAUCACACUUCAGAAGUAUCGAGAAAGUUUAUAUCUUUUCAUAUGCAUAAAUUCUGAAAUAUUCUGAAAUUCUCAUUUUAUCAUUUCAACAUUUAUAUCAUAGAAUAUUCUCAUAUAUGAGAAACUAAGAAAAGAAGUGGGCUUUCUGGGUAUUUCUGAAAAGUGUACCAAUUCGUAUAAACAUUCUAAGGAAAAUUUUCACCACGAUAGGAUCCAAUUGGACCACGUUAUUGAUCGGCGCAACACUAAAAUACUGCAUCCGAGUUAACCAGGCCGAAAAUGCCGCUACUGGUUCGCUAAAAAAAUUGCAAAGUAGCUUCACGCAUCGUUUUUAAGUUAAACCAGAACAUGUGUCAUUAGAAUUUUUACAUCUAAUUGUACAAUCGAUUUUUAGUGGAUCACUUUGACUUUGUGACAACAACGAUAAACGCAGCUUGUUUAUUAGUUAAGUAUCGUCAUGAACAACAUUGUGAAACUAAAGAUGUACAAUUACAUUAAGUGACGAGUUACGCCAAUAGCAUUGAUUUUUUUAAUUUGCAAGAAAAAUUAAUUACAAAUUUUAAUUUACUUUUUACAUUACGAUCUUAGUUUUUUCAUAAGACUUUGCUGAAGACUGUUUCUAAACUCAGCAAUUGUAUCUACCAGUGGUUGCGUUGUAUGUUGUAUAUCAUACGUAUAGAGUACAAAUCUGCAUAAGGUUAAUACCCAUUACUUCCAUCAGACAUAAUUUACAAGAAAUGGACACAUUGAUACCGAUAUCGUUAAGAUGGUUCUCGGUAACAGAGUAGAGCACCUGUAGCGCGAUUCUGUAACUCGUGUCGUCGUUACGGGCUUUGCGCAGCUUUUCUACGGUAUAUUAGAUCUGUGCAAAGCACGCAACGACGACAUAACGAGUUACACUAUCGCGCUACUGGUAUCUACGAAUAGAGAAUAUAAAAUAUUUAUAUCGAUAAAAAACAAUAUACUUUGUAUGAUCGGAAUUCAAGGAAAUGUGUUACGAUUGAUUUAAUGUUUCAAAGUUGCAUAAAUAAAAUGUUUCAACUUGCACAAAUACAAAA